CAUAACUUCAGGAUUUGUCAUCUGGGAGGUUCUAAGUUUACUAUUGUAGUGAGCGGUCCGGUUUGGUUAGGUUCAGGGAGAAUUAAUAUCUGAAAGAAUUAAUAAGUUAAGUUGUUAUGUAUUGAUGGUUGAAAUUCUCUUCUUGAGUAUUGUCUUUGUGCAGAUUGCCGUUCUGGAGGAACGGAAGAAGGUGGUUGAAGAAAAGGAUGAGGAUGAAAUGAAAGAAAGUGAGACAAAUGUAUUUACUCACUGGUCAUCUUCGAAAAGCAAUGAACUAACUGUUGAUGAAGCUUUGAAGAAAGAAACUCAGGAUUCCAACAUAAGUCAUUUGGAUCUGGAUUUGUGCUUGAAAGGUCAUGGCGACGACCAUGAUUCUACCGGCCAGGGCAAAGAAGUUCAGUUGAUGAAACAAGCUUUUAGCGACCUAUUUUAG
This is a messenger RNA of Pistacia vera, 433 nucleotides long. RefSeq lists its product as uncharacterized. The record is from RefSeq and is a predicted model, not a curated record. The coding region runs from base 125 to 433 and encodes 102 amino acids. The transcript has 2 exons. NCBI's taxonomy places the organism in Eukaryota, Viridiplantae, Streptophyta, Magnoliopsida, Sapindales, Anacardiaceae.